Messenger RNA from Hevea brasiliensis (rubber tree), 471 nucleotides. Its product is annotated as vegetative cell wall protein gp1-like. The record is from RefSeq and is a predicted model, not a curated record. Lineage: Eukaryota; Viridiplantae; Streptophyta; Magnoliopsida; Malpighiales; Euphorbiaceae. Bases 1 to 471 code for a protein of 156 amino acids. The transcript has 2 exons.
AUGGGCAUUCCAUCAUCUCUACCCAUAAACCCUAACCCCAGUCCCAGUCCGCCGCUCCCUCAGUCACCACCACCGCAAACGCCACCGUUACCUCAGUCACCACCACCUCAAUCACCGCCACUACCCCCAGGCCAAACACCACCUCUCAUUCCGCCGACCCCCCUUUUGCCACAAACUGAGCCGCAAAAUGAGACACCCGUUUUCGACACUCAGUUCGCAGAACCAAUGCCUGAACCUGAGCCUACUCAAACGAAGUCUAAAGGUAAAACUAAAAAGGCUACAGGUAGACCCAAGAAAACCCCUGUCGGAAAACGAAAAAGAACACCCUCUGUUCCCUUCGACCUAAACUCUCCACCUCAACCUUCCUCUGAACCAGAUUCGGGGUAUAAAAAUAUUGAGUGGCAGCAAACUGUUUAUGACCCUGUCCAAUUCUGGAAAGAUAUUGCACCUUUUGGGGGUUAUUAUAGAUAG